Messenger RNA from Monodelphis domestica (gray short-tailed opossum), 3000 nucleotides. It is a transcript of the gene DNAI3, whose product is annotated as dynein axonemal intermediate chain 3. Gene Ontology annotation, cellular component: inner dynein arm. Lineage: Eukaryota; Metazoa; Chordata; Mammalia; Didelphimorphia; Didelphidae. The record is from RefSeq and is a predicted model, not a curated record. Gene Ontology annotation, molecular function: dynein heavy chain binding; dynein light chain binding. Gene Ontology annotation, biological process: cilium movement involved in cell motility; inner dynein arm assembly.
CCUGGGGUAUCAGUGGGGCACGCCCCUACAUCCUUAGCAACCAAUGCGUCCUAGCAACGUGCAGAGGCUGACAGUUUGGAACUUUUUUCCCCAGGGAGGGUUUUCUCCAAAGAGUUGACAAGACUCCUUUCUCUCCAUUGUAGCAGCCCAGGUUAUAUCUGAACAAUGGCUCCAAAGGCCAAGAAAGCAAAGAAAGAACGACCCAAGUCAAUCAAACAGAAGCCAACUGUUGAAGAAGAACCUCCACCUUCUAUGGAAAGUAUUGGUCACCCAGAGAUCUUUCCUCUGGUACUUACCACCAAGACCCAGGAAAUUUUUAACUGCCGACCCGAUGAAGAUGUCACAGAGCAAGAACCUAAUAAACUUAUCAAAAAAGAAGAUAUACUUCAGGACUUGAAGAACAGAGCCGGAGUAUCUGAUUUCCACCCAUUCAAAAAACUUGUGAUGGAAUAUCCUGGAGAAGAAAUUUUGAUUGUUUAUGAUAAAGAGUUCAAAUACGGACAGAACUUUUAUCUUAUUGGAACUGAAGAGGCCAAGGAAAACAUUUUAAAACCUCCAGAAGAGCAGAUUGUUGUUGAAGAGAUCAAAGAAAUUCCCGAAGAAGUUUAUGUUUACAAACCACCUAUUCCUAAACCUUGGGUUUCCUUGGGCAGUGAGAAAGAAAUUGAAGAAGAAUCCUUUUAUGAAUCUACAAGCAAGGUAACAUACAAGAUUUCUCGUGAACGAAAACAUUUUGGUGCACCCAUCCAUUUUGGUGAUUAUAAUGCUUCAGGUGUGAAAGACGGCUACAUUGAAUGUACAUCUUAUCAAGAUAAAAAUUUCGCAAUCAAACAGCUCGAGAAAGAUGUGGCUAUACAAAUGAUACCAAUAGUAGAGGAUAAAAAAACUCAGACCCUAUGGAAAUAUCCCAAAAAUGCAGCUAUACAAUAUGAACCUAGAGAAUUCACUGAAGAAGAGUGCAACGCCUAUUUAAAGUCGAAGAGUCUCAAAGAUUUUCUUAACUCCGUAUCCUUGAAUGUUGAAAUGGCCCUGCAACAAAAUGAAAUUAUGAAUGCAUUUAUUGAUGACUGGAAAGCACUGGCUGAGGAAGAAACCACUUUUGGUGACAAGACAGAUUCCCACCUUAAAGAAUACCAGUCCUUUACAGACCUUCACAAUAUAAAGGACAAAACUAUUACUUGCAUUUGUUGGCAUCCCACGAUUAAUGGACUAAUAGCUGUGUCAGUAGCGGAACGACUCAGUUACGAAGAAAGAGUUCACUAUGCUGGCAGAUUACUUCUGCAACAGUCAUUGAUUCUUUUUUGGAGUUUCUCUGAUCCUAUACAUCCUCAGCUGAUGCUGGAAAGCCCAGAUGACAUCUUCUGCUUCCGAUUCUGUCCCAGUAACCCUAACAUAAUUGCUGGAGGCUGCAUAAAUGGACAGGUGGUCUUAUGGGACAUCACUUCACACUCUGAGCGCAUAGCAAAUGUUAAAGGCACUGGCGGUACCAGUAAGAAAGCCACACUUAAGCCUAUAUUUUUACUAGAACCAGACAGUACUAAGGAGACACCUUUUGUGAGGCAUUGUGCUGUAUCAUCAAUAGAACAUGGACAUAAGAAAAUAAUCACAGAUAUACACUGGCUGACUGAUAAUUAUGAGCUCAACAGAUUGGGACAUGCUUUUGAGAAUCGCAGUGCAAUAUGUUGUCAGCUGGUGACGUGUUCAGUAGACUGCACAAUAUACUUCUGGGAUAUCAGACCAACAAGGCCUCCACCAGUAACACCUGAGAAAAAAAAAGAAGAAGUCAUUGAGGUUCCUAAGGAUGUGCCUCUUACUUUUUUACACUUAGAUCUCUCUUGGAAACCUCUUCUUAAGAUAUCCUUGAAUAAAAGUGGCACAACUUUAGACUAUUGCCCAGUGAAAGUCAGUUUGAGAGAUGACUAUCUCCACUAUGCUACUAAAGAUAUACAGACACUCCAGCUGAAAGCCCAGCUUGCAGGAUCGGACCCCUACCACAACUUGGAAUAUGGAUUAAGCUUAACUCUCAGGCCGAUAGAGGAUUAUGACACAAAGUUCUUUAUUGGUACAGGGGAAGGGGAAGUGAUAUACUUGGAUUGGAAGCUGGAAAGAGAUCAUGAUUCUGGAAGAUUAAUGAGUCAGAAGCCAGUGUUCCAGUACAGAAUCCACGACGGAAGUAUUCACACUGUCCAGAGAUCACCUUUUUACAAAGACAUUGUCCUUACUAUUGGGGGCUGGAAUGUAGCCAUAUGGAAAGAAGGUGUUUGUGAAGGACCCCUCCUGCUGUCAUGCUGUAACACAAAAAGGUACACUGCCGGACACUGGUCCUUGACCAGACCGGGCGUCUUCUUUCUGGGCAGAGAAGAUGGAUACAUCGAUAUUUGGGACCUGCUGGAGAAAACUCACGAAGCUGCCCAGUCACAAAACAUAUGCAUAACAACCAUCACAUACAUCCGGCCCUGGCAGGUCAGCGCAAAGCAGCAAUUUAUAGCCAUAGCUGAUCAUUACGGAACCCUGCAUAUAUUGGAAAUUCCAUGGACGCUAAGUCACCCUUCGUCCAGUGAGGUUGUAAGUGUAAACAAUUACUUUGAAAGAGAGGUCAAUCACCUGAAAUAUGUAGAAAAGCGCCGGGAAAUGAGAGCUAAGGAAAAAGAAGAGAUGAUCCUAGAGGCAGAGAGAAAGAAAGCGAAAGUGUUUCAAAAGACAAGAGAACAGCUAGAAGCGGAGCUGAGGUUGGCCUAUCUAGACUAUUUGGAACUGGAAAACAAAACCCUUAUAAACCUUGGGAUUGUAGAGACCGAGAAAUUAGGAUCGGCAUGGUGACCUCCCUGGGCUAUCUGUCUGAUGAUCUCUCCCAACUUCAGGAAUGUCUCUUCCCCUUUUCUUAAUAAGGACUUGUUUCCAUAUCAAUUUCUCACCUUUCUGUAAGUUGUACAUAAAACAAGGAGGGUAAAUGUAAAUAAGUUCGCUUCAUUGGCGUUCAUUAAAACAUUUGAACAAGCA